This is a messenger RNA of Zea mays, 3476 nucleotides long. RefSeq lists its product as uncharacterized. The transcript is spliced from 6 exons. NCBI's taxonomy places the organism in Eukaryota, Viridiplantae, Streptophyta, Magnoliopsida, Poales, Poaceae. Bases 1809 to 3281 code for a protein of 490 amino acids. The record is from RefSeq and is a predicted model, not a curated record.
GAUUGGACACGUCUUUCCCCGGGCGGCUGUUCCUUCCUUCAGCAUUCUUCGGAUGGUCCUCCUUUCCCCUGGCUGUCCCUUCCAUCUUCUCCGAGGUCACCCGGGGCGAUCUGGUCCUAGGCUUCGUCUGCUCCGCCUGGCACGGCGAACUCGCGGUCCGCCACGUGCGCUGGAUUGUUACAGACCUAUUGCUACUACAGCUAUCUAGAAGAAGAGAGAAAGAUGCGAGGUAGAAGAAAGAGAGACGGGAUACCGCGUAUUGGGUUUACGUACACGCCGGCCCAAUUCCGCAGCCUGCUUUCCCUUCUGAGCCUCACCUUCUUUGGUCUGAAUACUGACAUGGCGGUAGCGCCGGGCAGCAGUGGUGUUGAUCGUGGCGGGCGCGAUUUCGAGAAACUGGGGGCUGUGGAGAGGGAAGCGCUGACCAAGUUCUUGACGGACAGGGAGGUGGAAGACGAGCUCGCCGGAUUCUUGCACUACUACGUGGCAAACAAGCAAGGAGAAGAUGGAACUGCUCCGGUGGUUGAAGAGUGAAGAUGAAACCAUUUCAGUAGAAUAAGAAGCCACACAGCAGGUAAUAUGGGUGAUUCCAAUACAAAUGAGUUCUAAGUUAAAGGCCAUAUUGUUGGGUGGGUCGAUGAUGAUGAGCUAGCAGUGACGCCUAAGAAAAAUGAAAAGCCAAGUGCAAGUACCUUUGUUGGUUAAGUUUAUACCUACAGUUGCAGCUCCUAUUCUGUAAAAUUGAAGCUUGCUUUUGGGUUUUAACCUAUCUAGUGUCUGUAGUUUGAUUUCUGAAAGAAAAACGGAAUACAUGUGGUCCAACAAGACUGUCAAAUGAAUAGAGCAAUUUGCCGAUGGUCUACCUGUGUAAUUUCAGUAGGUUACUUCUGUUAACUUUUUUUUGGACCGGGAUACUGCUGUUAAAUUGAUGUAGCCAACUUGUGCCAACCCACAACGAAAUAAGUUUCUGUGUUGCCUCUUCUCUGGGAAAUUUUUUAAUUUUUCAUAACUGGAUUGAGGGAUUUGGUGCAAAUAUGCACCUGAUAACAUGUUUUCUAUUACUAUUCUGUAUUCUGUAUCUAUCCACAACAAGUCAUACUAAUCAUUAAUUGGCGCGCCCAAAUCUAUGAACUCUCUCUCGACUUGUAGACGCCCUGCCCAUGUAACCACGGUUACUCCCUGAACUAUGAACGAAUCUAACGGCUGAUGGUCUGUUUAGAUAGCUCAGCGCUCUUGGAAAUUGAUGAUCUGAAUAUCCUACUGCAUUAUCAAAUUAUCAUUUCUUCAUGAUAAUAUUGCUGUCAGCGGUGUAUCUUUUAAAUUCUCCCCCGUUGGUUUUUUUUUUUUUGCAAUGCCAAAUAUGUUCAUUUUGGAUUUCCAUGGAGUUGCUACGUGCGUGCUAGAGUAGUUUGCUCUUGUAAAUUUGGACUUCCAGUGUCAAAAGGGCCUGCAACGGUUGGAGUAAGCGGGGCGAGGGUUCAGAUUUGAGAAGAGCCUCAGCCCUCUCAGCACAUGAACGUCAAUCCAAAAGUCGCAUAUGCAAGGGGAAGCUGCCAGUGCCAGCCGGACAGGCAUGAGGGUGUGUGCUUACGACCUCACUGCCAAGCGGGGCCCACCUGCAGAUCCAACCCUCCCCGCAACGGCUAGUUCCGGCCCCCGCAGCCGUUGGGACAAAAGGCAAACAAAACCAGAGUCCAGAGGGAGCGGAGCUCUCCCACCAAACCACCGUUCUAAACGCUCCCCUAGUCCCCUGCUCAGCUUCUCCAGAGAUCGCCAAAGAAGCAGCAUCGGCAGUAAGCUCUGCGGCGAUGGGGUACACGUACACUCCGACAUACUACUCGGGCCUGCAGGACACCAUCGCGUCGCUCUGCAAGUCCAUCCUGCCCUCCUUCCGCGUGGGCCGGCGGCUCACCGCCGACCAGGCCGCCGCGCGGCGCCACGCCGAGCAGCUCAAGUGGCAGCAGGAGUCCUUCCACCGCAUCCUCCACCUCGCCGCGCUCCACCGCGAGGGCAUCGCUCCGGCCUCCGACGUUGCCGCCUUCCGCGGAACCAUGCUCGCGGCGCUCGUCGCGCCGCCGCAGCACCUCGAGCAGCCCGCUGUGCUCCGGGACAAGCUCCUCUUCCUCCAGGAGCUCCUCUACGCCAAGUGCGUCUCCGCGGCGGAGUACAACGCGUCCAAGGCGCCCCUCGUGCAGCGGCUCGCCGCGUUCGGCGUCAUCGUCGACUGCCCCGACGCGGAGGUCUCGGCCGAGGAGUGGUCGGAGAUCGACCUCCGUGACCCGCCUCCUCCCGCCACUGCGGCGGCCUCCGACAAGCCGAAGCACAAGGCCUUCGUCACGCCAUGGAAGAGCAGAUCCAAGAAGGACCAGGACGUGAACAGCAGCGCAUCAAGGCCGCCGCUGGCCCCUGUGGACCAUAACAACGCCACCAACGCGCCAGUCUUCAUGACCGAGAGCUCGCCGUCGGAAACGGUUCCCUCCGGGAAGGCCGAGAAAGGGAAGAGGAGGCAUCUGGCAGGGAUGUUCCACAGCGGCGGCAGUGGCACCGAGAACAAGGAGCCUGCGGGGGAGGAAGGGGUCGUCGAGAAAGAGACGGUGAGAGGUAAGAAGAAGAGCUCGUGGGGGUUCGAUGGCAUCAAGAAGUGGACGAAAGCCGGUGCCUGUAACAGUGGCGAGGCGGCAGCCACCGGUGAGCAGCCGCAGCAUGUUCCUCCGCGCUCAUCUUACAGCGAGUGCCAGCUGGAGGCGAGCCCCAUGGCUGCUUCUGGACCGGAUGCCAAGAGGGCCAAGACGAGGCUGCACUCGGACACGGACAAUGACUCUGCUUCCGAGCUGCUGCGUGACAAGGUUCUGGUGGAGAACACAAAGAAAGAGCUCUCAAGGAUUCAGGCUGAGCUAUCAUCUACAAAUCGGAACUUGAACUUCUCGAAUCAGCAGAUGGAGGCCAUCUCAACAAAGCUUCCGGUGGACAAGUCUGACCUCAAGUCCUACUUCCCAAAGGCAUGGUGUGAUCAGCACGGGGAUGGCGUGAUCACCGCGGCUAAGGAAGGGUUCAAGCAGCACGUCGAAGAGAUGGAGAAGCAGAGGGACAUCACUGGCAGUGAGGGCUGGGCUACCUUUGAGGACAUCGACCUUGAUGACAACUUCAACCCGAGGGCCUUCUCUCGCCACCAGCCGGACUCUGCGGUGAAAGGCAAGAAAGUCAAUGAAAGCCUCACCAGCAGUUUCACAAACCCAUUCUACAGCGAGAAGAACCCGUUCUUGAACACAAACUACAACUGAAUGAUGUUGAACUCUUUUGCGUUGGGAUGUAUCAGUCCGUUUAUAUUUUUGUUACUGGUAUAAUGUUGUUAUUGUACUUAGGGUUCAAUUGUUACAUUGGAUCAGGGUUGUUGUUUAUGACGUAAGAAGUUGUAUGGUUGGAGAUUACUUGAUCAUUCUUGAUAUCUACUAAUAUUGAAAUCAUUUAGGUGUCUA